This is a messenger RNA of Hydra vulgaris (swiftwater hydra), 1308 nucleotides long. RefSeq lists its product as uncharacterized. Gene Ontology annotation, molecular function: DNA binding. Gene Ontology annotation, cellular component: nucleus. NCBI's taxonomy places the organism in Eukaryota, Metazoa, Cnidaria, Hydrozoa, Anthoathecata, Hydridae. The record is from RefSeq and is a predicted model, not a curated record.
AUGAUAUCAGAUAUAGUUAGAAAUUACAAAAGGAAGACAAAAAAAGGAAGUUAUGGAGCAGAAGAUUUACAACGGGCUUUAGAUUUAGUAAAAGAUUGUAUGUCUUUGCGUAAAGCUGAAAACAGUUUUGGAGUUUCUAGGAAGACAUUGAGAAGGCAUUUGCAGAGCAAAGUAAGACAAGUUGGGAGCAAUAAAUUAGGAAAUCAUGUGAAUACUUUUUCUAUUGAAAUUGAACAAGAUCUUGUUAAACACAUCCAAAUGAUGGAAAGAGCAUUAUUUGGAUUAACUACGACGGAUAUCCGGCGGCUAGCGUUUGAUAUGGCCGAGCGACUUCACUUGAAGCAUUCAUUUAAUACUUCCUCCAGGCAAGCUGGCAAGGACUGGCUUAUUGGUUUUUUGAAACGUCAUCUAGAAUUAACAAUUAGAGUUCCAGAGGCAACUAGUAUGAAUCGAGCAGUUGGAUUUAAUCGACCAAAAGUAGACCAGUUCUUUACCGUUUACGAAGAUAUACUUACAAAGAAUGCGUACGGACCUCAGUCAAUAUGGAAUAUGGAUGAAACUGGCAUCACAAAUGUCCAAAAGCCAGGAAAAGUGCUUGCCACAAAAGGUGUUAGACAAGUCGGUAAAAUAACUAGUGCGGAAAGAGGCACAACUGUUACAGUUAUAUGUGCAAUGAAUGCGAGUGGAUCAUACAUUCCUCCGAUGCUAAUUUUUCCUCGAAAAAGACUCAUAGAUCAAUUAAUGAAAGGUGCUUCUCUUGGCAGCAUUGGUGGAGCAAGUGCAUCUGGUUGGACAGAUUCGACUUUAUUUCUUAAAUGGCUGGAGCACUUUGCUCUUCAUACAUCAGCAAGUAUUUCAAAUCCCAAACUUCUAAUUGUAGACGGGCAUCACAGCCAUAAGACUCUUGAAGCAAUUGAUUUUUGUCGCGAUCAUGGGAUUGCAAUGAUAACGUUACCACCACACUGCACACAUAAAAUGCAACCACUGGAUCGAACUUUCUUUAAGCCAUUAAAAUGCAGCUACAACUCCGCAGCAGAUAGCUGGAUGCGCACUUAUCCAGGCAAGCGAAUAACUCUGUAUGACAUGGCAGAAAUUUUUGCAACAGCCUAUGCAACAGUUGCUGUGGUGGAUAAAGCUGUGAAAGGAUUUGAAGUGUCUGGCAUUUUCCCAUUCAACAAAGCCAUCUUUACAGAUGAGGAUUUUAUAUCUGCACAAUUAACUGAUGAGCCAGAACCUGUGAUCACACUUGCAGUAUUGGACGACAGUGCUAGAAACGAAACAAGUGAACCUAUGAAUACAAAUAAAUAA